Molecule: messenger RNA, 2564 nt
Organism: Exophiala xenobiotica
Lineage: Eukaryota; Fungi; Ascomycota; Eurotiomycetes; Chaetothyriales; Herpotrichiellaceae
Exons: 3
Coding region: 400-2166 (588 amino acids)
Biological process (GO): protein polyubiquitination
Molecular function (GO): metal ion binding; ubiquitin protein ligase activity
Source: RefSeq, a predicted model, not a curated record
CCCAGUGCCUCAUAGAUAAAGACCAUUAUCAGUGUCCCCAGCCUUCAUUCCCCCGACGUGGAUUCAUUGAUAUGAAUCACUCCACACAAUCUACCAUUGAUCUUGACAAUACUGUUGGCGAAGGCUGCAUCGAGCGAGACAACCACCCAUCACGCUCAACUCCCUCUAACCCCACGCACAUCUGCCCAAGCACGUGGAAGUGCCUACACCGUCCCGAGUCUGCGCGGUCAAAGUGCGCAUGACUCGUGGCACAACUCCGACAUUCCAGGUCUACCCUAUAGUCUGACCUCUUGUGCGGCCGCUUUCUAGAGGCAGUGACGCCUUCAUCCGACCUCGAUACUUGGGUAACUCUUCUUCAAUCUCGAGAACCCGCCUCCUCAACGCUUCUCUUUCCUGGUCAUGAGCACCGCUAGCCCGCGACCAACCUCGAACGCUCAAGAAACCUGGCACGGUCUAGACCAAUAUCAGAACAUGAACAGAGGCCAUUCAAGCAGUCUUUCCUCGGCUCAAAUGCCGCUGCCAAUGAUGCAAGGACCAAACAGAGCCCGCGCCGGCUUCGGGGCGAAUGGAGAAAAGGCGGUCCCAGUCCCAGGGUACGGAAAUGGGGUGGACAGAAAAAGUAGUAUAGGAGGGGGAACUCCGUUGUUCGAUAUGGCAAGAAGCCCUCCAAACACAUCAAACAAGAAUACCAAACAUGUCCCCUGCAAGUUCUUCAGACAAGGCGCGUGCCAGGCAGGGAAUGCCUGCCCGUUCUCCCACGCUCUCGAGUCCAUUAGCCAUCAAGCGCCUUGCAAAUACUUCAUGAAGGGCAACUGCAAAUUUGGCGCCAAAUGUGCUCUUGCUCACUACCUGCCUGAUGGACGGCGAGUCAAUCGAGCCGAUCUGGACGUUGGUUUAGCCAUGGGAAAUCGAAAUUACAACUACGCCAAUCGAGACCAACCUCCUUUCCCUUCUCAAGACCCAGCCCUGAAUGACUCGACGCUAAACCAAACACCUUACGGGCCGGACUACUUCCCGGGUCAAGCAUUCCCUCUCAUGGACAAUGACGAAGCAGAUGCAUUCCAAGACCGAUACAAUCAAUAUCAACCGCAUUCCGCACUCGACUCCGGCCUCAAUUCUCCUCCAACCUCACACUUUGGCUCGCCUCCGAACGACUACCAAUUCCCCAAAUCUCCAGUUGACAACCUACGAACCGCGCUCAACGCACCUCUCCCACAAUCGUUCGAUGCAAAUGGUAUCUCGCAUAUCGCAAAGUACGGACCUCUUGGACAGUCUGUGCCAGAUAAAUUUGGACUGCGUUCUCCUGCUUCAUCUUCUCUUUCAAGACGACUUGGGAGUCCUCCUGACUCCAUCGUCAAUGUUCGAAAUGCUAAUCUAGGUUCGAAUUUGCGGAACGCAUCGCCCAUGGCCAUGUCUCCGCAGAACACAGAAGAAUCCAUCAGUCAACGAAUAAUGCAUUCUCAGAGACCUAUCAAGACGAGGGGUCUAUCAGCCAGUGUCCCGCGUUCAAGCCUUUAUCAUGAGUGGGAGGAGAAUCUGGGGACGGAGACCGAUUUACUACCAAACAGCCUCCAUGAUGAGGUCCUGACACCACAGGAAAAGAUUAGACGAAUGUCUCGGCCGGAACAGGACAUUACCUCGAAAGAUAACACGCCCGGCCUCGCCAUACCAAGCGGAUCCUCCAGCAAGGUUGGAUCACCACCUGCUGGCAGUCCGUCGAGGUUUAGCGCAUUGUGGGCUGAGCAAAGAGAGAAAAAGGCAGCAGAGAACACCGCUCCUAGCAUCGGCCACGUGGGUUCACCCCUGCGCGGAUCAUGGAUGCCGCAAGAAUCUUCAAGGCCAGGCGUACAGAUUUCGGGGAUAUCUCAGGCCAUGGCAAGAAUCCAGCUGAGCCGGACUGACUCCGGCGAAUCAAACGGCGGUCGCAGUAGUGGACUUAGGCAUUCGUCUGCACCAAUUGGUCGAUUGGAUCGUGGUAUAUCCAGUCCGGGUCUGAGUUCAAAGAAGAUUGACGAAGAGGUCGAGGGUGUUUUCUUUCCCAUGGAUGGAGUCGACAAAACUUCCGGUUGGACUGGCCAAUCACCGAGACUUGCACCAGUUCAAGAGAGACCCAAUGGAGGGCUGCCAUCCAGCAAGAACGAUAAUAUGUGGGCUUUCCAAUCAUGAUCGAAAGGCGUUUUCAUGCACACACGAAGCUCAGAAACUGACGACUUACGAUACGGGGUCCAAAAUGUACAGCCUUCUACGUUUACAGCCGCCCUGGAUACACAUUGCUCGGCGUCCAAAGAGAAUAAAACUGCAUGCAUAUUAGCCUGGGAUCGGAGCCUUAUUCAGCAUUGCAGGGCAGGAAUAAGAGAAGAUGAGUACAUGGGCAAUGCAAGGUUUGAGCCUAGUAAUUCUUUAUUAUCAGGCUGGGAAAUGUCCUAUGUCAUAGACAGACAGCUCAUGAGAUUUGAGAUUUGUUCAGCAUUGAUUCCUUCUCCUUCAGGUUCAUACUAGCGAGUCAUCAGGCGUAGCCGCCAGGUCAACCCAUAAGCUAUCUGUUCAUGCAAGGCUGACAUUGU